AUGAAAUUAUUAUCUUAUUUAUUAAUAAUCCCCUUAUUAUUAUCAACAGUAUUAGGUGAUAUUGCCAUUGCGAAACCUCUAAAAGGUCAAACUUUUAGAGCAAGAGAUGGUGUUGUUAGAAUUGAAGUUGAUUGGCAAGAUUCAAGAGUUGAACCAGAUUUUAGUCAAUUUGAUGAAUUAACAUUUACAAUUUGUACAGGUACAAAUAAUGAUAUUCAAGGUAUUAGAUCUUUAAAAAAAAUUGCAUAUGAUGAAAUUGAAGAUGAUAAUUAUAUCUUGGAAGUUCCUGCUUCAAUUGGUACAGAUGGUCCAUAUUUUAUUCAAAUUUAUGCUGCAACUAAAAGAAGAGGUUUUACAAUUAAUUAUUCUCAAAGAUUUAAUUUAGAAGGUAUGACUGGUACAGAAGAAGCUCAUGGUAAUGAUCCAGUUCCACCAGAUGGACAAAUUUCUUUAGAAGCUAAUGGUCAUACAUUUACCACUGAACGUGAUUUAAUUUCAUUGUCAUUUGAUAUUCAUUAUACUUCACAAAAUGGUUUAACAAAAUAUGCACCAAUGCAAGUUCAACCAGGUUCAACCAUUACUAAAACAAAAUGGUCAAGACGUUAUGACACUUCAGCUGUUUCAUAUUUUUCCAAAAUUAAAAAUGAAGUUAGUGUUGAAUCAACAAUUACACCAGGUUGGAAUUAUACAAUGAGUUCUGAUAUUAAUUAUGCAAGUCCUGCUGCAAAUCCAACUCAAGUUCCUUGGUAUAAUCCAAAAGAUCGUUUAAGACCAGUUUCAAGAAUGACUCCAGCAAUUACUAGUACUGCAAAUUGA
This is a messenger RNA of Hansenula ciferrii, 816 nucleotides long. RefSeq names its product Cell wall synthesis protein. The transcript has a single exon. Gene Ontology annotation, cellular component: extracellular region. Gene Ontology annotation, biological process: (1->6)-beta-D-glucan biosynthetic process; cell wall biogenesis; fungal-type cell wall organization. The record is from RefSeq and is a predicted model, not a curated record. NCBI's taxonomy places the organism in Eukaryota, Fungi, Ascomycota, Saccharomycetes, Phaffomycetales, Wickerhamomycetaceae. Bases 1 to 816 code for a protein of 271 amino acids.